GAUAUUAACCAAAAUAUAUAAUAAAUAAAUAAUUAAAUAAUUAACACAAAUACACACGCGCGAAUUAGUUGACGGCUGUACUUUUCCAAUGUAGCUACAAGUCCAAAUUGUGAGAAGAAAAUCAUUGUCCAACAAGUCUUCUCCAUCAAAUUCCCAAUCCAAUUUUAUUUAUUUAUUUAAUUACAGGUAAAUAAAACUUUGUAACAAACUCACACUACAGCCGACAGUUAGUUGUCUUCUAUUUAAACUAAUUAAAAUAAUAUUUUUGUCCCAACUCACCUAAGUUUGCUUCUUAAUUCUCCUCAAUUUAAAUCCCAAUAUUCUAUAUAGUACUAGUCUUCAUUUCACAUUUGGCGAACAAACUCCACCACCAUCCACCACCCUCCAGCCGCCGCCGUGUAACAAUGAAAAGCCACGGCCAAAGCCCAAUCUCGGUCGCCGGAAAACUAAUAAACUACUCACCACACCCUCUCCUAAACCUCCUCUCGUACGUCUUCUUCUUCGUAUUCGGAUUAACGUUCGGAAUAAUCCUCUGCUUCCACUACAAGAGCUUCUCGUUCAAUCUCCAAGUCACAAACGGCCAAUUCUCGAUUUUCACCUCGCGGUCGCUACUAAACCAACCGCCACCUAUCAAUACUCCACCACCACCACCCUCGAAAAAACCCACCGCUCCGAAAACUCACGACGAGGUUUUGCACGGAAUGAGCGAACGGGAGCUGAUGUGGCGAGCAUCAAUGGCUCCUAAAAUCAAGGAAUUCCCGUUCGAACGUGCCCCGAAGGUUGCGUUCAUGUUCCUGACAAGAGGGCCGGUGAUCUUAGCGCCCUUGUGGGAGAGAUUCUUUCGAGGGCACCGAGGGCUGUACUCGAUUUACGUGCACUCCGAUCCAUCUUUCAAUGGAUCGGAGCCUGACCGUGAUUCGAUUUUUCACGGCAGAAGGAUUCCUAGUAAGGUAGUUCAAUGGGGGAAUGUUAAUAUGAUCGAAGCCGAACGAAGACUACUAGCAAACGCGCUUCUCGAUUUCUCCAACCAAAGAUUUGUCCUCAUUUCCGAAUCAUGUAUCCCGCUAUACAACUUCUCGACAAUCUACUCCUACUUAAUCAACUCCACCCAAAACUUCGUUGAGUCGUACGAUCUGGCGGGCCCCGUCGGGCGGGGCCGGUACAGCCACAAAAUGGGGCCCACCGUCAAGCUCCACGACUGGAGAAAGGGAUCGCAGUGGUUCGGUAUCGACAGGAGUCUUGCGUUGGAAGUUAUUUCCGACACAAGUUACUUCCCGGUUUUCCAAAAGUACUGCGACGGCUCUUGUUACGCGGACGAGCACUACUUGCCGACUUUCGUGAGCAUGAAGUUUGGGGGGAGGAACUCGAACAGGACUUUGACUUGGGUUGACUGGUCCAGGGGCGGGCCCCACCCGGCUAAGUUCGUCAGGACGGAUGUCACGCCGGAGUUCUUGGAGAGGCUGAGGAGUGGCGGCGGCGGCGGAGGAGGUGGUGGAUGUGAGUACAAUGGGGAGAGAACUAAUGUGUGUUACUUGUUUGCGAGAAAAUUCACUUAUAAUGCAUUGGAUAGGCUGUUGAGGUUUGCACCAAAGGUUAUGCACUUCAAUAGGUAGAUAUAUAUAAUUAUAUAUAUACAGAGAGAGAGAGAGAGAGAGAGAGAGAGAGAGAGAGAGAGAGAGAGAGAGAGAGAGAGUGUGGAACACUAUUCUUUUUGGGGAUCUCCCACAUUCUUUAAUUAUAUCAUAUUUCAUAUGAAUUUGUACUCCA
Messenger RNA from Erythranthe guttata (spotted monkey flower), 1767 nucleotides. Its product is annotated as Core-2/I-branching beta-1,6-N-acetylglucosaminyltransferase family protein. Gene Ontology annotation, cellular component: membrane. The record is from RefSeq and is a predicted model, not a curated record. NCBI's taxonomy places the organism in Eukaryota, Viridiplantae, Streptophyta, Magnoliopsida, Lamiales, Phrymaceae. Gene Ontology annotation, molecular function: glycosyltransferase activity.